This is a messenger RNA of Girardinichthys multiradiatus, 3615 nucleotides long. RefSeq names its product fascin-2-like. Gene Ontology annotation, cellular component: cytoplasm; actin cytoskeleton. The coding region runs from base 234 to 1709 and encodes 491 amino acids. Gene Ontology annotation, biological process: establishment or maintenance of cell polarity; cell migration; actin filament bundle assembly. The record is from RefSeq and is a predicted model, not a curated record. Gene Ontology annotation, molecular function: protein-macromolecule adaptor activity; actin filament binding. Lineage: Eukaryota; Metazoa; Chordata; Actinopteri; Cyprinodontiformes; Goodeidae. The transcript has 5 exons.
GAGAGCAAGUACCUGAGCAAGCUCUCAGGGAAAACAGAGAAAGUGACUUGUGAAGGAACUCUGAAUAAGUUGUCAAAAGGAGAAAAGUGGAGUUACUACACAGCAUAAGAAACAGAGGAAGGAAGAAAUCAGGCAUUUUGAUUUUCAGUCUCAUGACUUCUUUUAUUCGUCCGCAUUUUCCUUGUUUUUCCUAAACCUCUCGCUUGCAGUGUUAACGUGUGACCUGUUCAAGCAUGUCCACCAACGGGAUUAACAAGGCUCUAAAGCUGCAGUUUGGUCUGAUUAACUAUGAGAACCGCUACCUGACCGCUGAGGCUUUUGGCUUCAAGGUGAAUGCCUCAGGCAUCAGCCUGAAGAAGAAACAAAUCUGGACUUUAGAACAGGAUGAGCAAGAUGGUCAAGUUGUGUUCCUCCGAAGCCACUUAGGACGCUACCUUGCUUCUGACAAAGCUGGAAAAAUCAUAUGUGGGGCAGAGAAGCCUGAGCCUGAGUGUCGUUUCCUUAUAGUGCCCCAGUCUGAUGGUCGCUGGGCACUGCAAUCAGAACCUUACCAGCGUUACUUUGGAGGGUCAGCGGACUAUCUGUCCUGCUUCGCCCAAACCAUUGGGGAACAAGAGCUAUGGGCUGUUCAUCUGGCUUUACACCCACAGGCAAGCCUGCUCAGUGUGGCACGGAAGCGAUAUGCCCAUCUGUCUGCCUCCGAAGGAGAGAUCUCAGUAGACAGCAAUAUUCCCUGGGGGGUGGACUCUCUGGUCACCUUGGUAUACCUGGAUGGAAAAUACAGUCUGAAGACCUGCGACAGCCGCUUUCUCAGCAAUGAUGGCAAACUUGUGAAGGAGAACUCCAACACAACCAGCUUCACGCUGGAACUGAAGUCCGGGAAGCUGGCCUUUAAGGACUGCGAUGGGAAAUAUCUUGCCCCGGUGGGCCCAACAGGAACCCUGCGAUCUGGCCGAUGUUCCAAGCCUGGAAAAGAUGAGCUCUUUGAUUUGGAGGAGAGUCAUCCACAAGUAGUCUUUCAAGCUGCCAAUAAAAGAUUUGUUUCAGUCAAGCAAGGAGUUAGUAUUUCAGCCAAUCAGGAUGUGGAGACUGACAUGGAGACUUUCCAGAUGGAGAUAGAUAAGGAAAGCAAAAAGUCAAUGUUCAGGACCAAUGGAGGGUCCUACUGGACUUUAGUGACUCACGGAGAGAUCCAGUCCACUGCCACAGAGGUAGAGGUCAACACAAUGUUUGACAUUGAGUGGCGAGGACACAGGGUGGCACUCAAGGCGAGUAAUGGAAAGUAUGUGUGCACAAAGAAAAAUGGGCAGCUCUCAGCGGUCAGUGAUACAGUGGGUGAUGAUGAAUUACUUCUGAUGAAACUCAUCAAUCGCCCAAUGCUGAUCCUUCAAGGAGAGAAUGGCUUUGUGUGUCACCACAAGAACUCCAACACUCUUGACGCCAAUCGAUCGGUCUACGACAUCUUCUCAUUGCUGUUCAAUAAUGGCGCCUAUCACAUUAAAAGUGUGAAUGGAAAGUUCUGGUACAUCUCAAGCAGUGGCCUCGUCUGCUCAGAUGGAGAAAAGGCAGAGGACUUUUUUCUUGAGUUUCCGGAACACGGACGUGUUGCUGUUAAGGGCUCCAAUGGCAAGUACCUUCGCGGAGACCAAGGAGGCACACUCAUGUGUGACGGUGCAUCUGUUGAUGCCGCUUCUCUUUGGGAAUACUGAUCCAUUCACACCAGGUCCAAAACAGACCCGUGUUUCAGGUGCAAGACCCACUUUUACCAAGUCAAAUUAUGUGGACUGACAUCAUAACUUGCCUAUUUUUAUACUAGGUAUCCAAUCCCAUGUUCUUGAUGUUUUGGGGGUUUUUUUAUUGGAAAGAAGUGAAUACUUUAGAAAGCUGUGUGAGUCUUUUUUUUUCUUGUGAAUUUUAGAUGUUUUGUCUUUGAAAUGACAACAAAUGCCAACAUCAAAUGAAACAUGUCAUUUUGAAAUGUGUAAUUUGAUAAAACAAGCUAUAGAUAAGUUACGGUACUUAUUUUUCUGUCCAUAUUUAUUUAAUAUGCAGAUAAAAGUACCAACAUUUCUUGUUCUCGGAUUGUAGAGACAGAACAAGUAUUUCUGUUCAAUUCAUGCAGCAAAUUUACAUCAUUUCUCAUUUAGCUUUUCAGAAAACAGACACAUGAAUUCAAAAAAAGAAAAACUUUAUUAUUUUAAUUGCUGCUACCUUCCACACCGAAAACAAUGGAUAUUUCAAAGGAUACAAAAAAUAUAGACCAAACCUAAGGCAGAGAGGGAACAAUUCUUAUUAACCAAACACUUCAUAUGAUAAACAAAAAUAUGAUAUGUAAAGUUUUGUUUAUGUAAAGAUUUGCUUAUGUAGGUGGGUGUAUUUAUCUGGUUUUAUUUGUUUUGAGGUGAUAACUAGUUUUCUUGCUUGCAUUAUUCUGAGAAGAACAGAUUAGUUACUGAAGCAAUGUUUGAGUGAAACAGCAAAUGGAUGCAUCAGUGGUGCUUUGAUUUGUCUAAAUGGAUCAUUUACAGCUUACAUAAAAGAACAAUAAAGAGUGAAUAAAGUAGAGAUGAAAGAAAUUACAUAAAGGAACUUAGCAGUGCUGUGUGCGUAAAGUACAUUUACACAUUACCAGCUAUGCUCCAAUAACAACAUGCUGUAUGUUUGAGGAAACAACAUAGGACCAGAAAGAUCAUACAGACACAUCAGGAACAAAGACAAAAACACAAAAGACCACACUUAAGACAUUUUUAUGUCCUGCUGAAAACUCAGAAAUGCUUCUCUGGUCUUCUGCCUUAAUCUACAAUACAUCCUCGAUCGAUGUGUACCAGUCUUUUUUUGUUGAAAGGUGUGUGGUAAAACAAGUACAAAUAAUGGUUUAUGAUGGUGGAUAUUUUUUAUGAACCAUUUCAAAAUGGCUUAGGGAAGCAUCAGAGAACCCUUUUAAACAGAAAAGGAAAUACAACUUAAGAAUUUGCCUCAACUAAGUUUGAAAAUAUCUAUAAUCUCUCUAGUUGCCCGGGACCAGGUGGGAGAAUUGAUUGAUCACAGCCAAGACGAGUUUAAAAACUCUGCUUUAUGUAUCUUUAAAGAUGUCUGAUAACCAUGCUCACAGAGCUAAGGGGUUACCAGGCCAAAACCAUCCAAAAAAUGUCAAUCAUUCUUAUCUUCCCAGCACCUCAAACACCCCCGUUGAAAACAUGAUAAAUAGCUUCUUGUUGACUCAUGUCAGAAAAAGCCUUGUGUAUUGGCUUAGAAAAAACGUAGCUUAUUAUCUGUUACUGAGGUCUAAAUACAUUUCAAGGCUUACAAACUAGAACUAGAUGUGCAAACCACAGGACAACCUGAAACUGCACAAAAUAUUUGUCAGAUUUCCCUUUUAUAAUGAUGAAUUCACAGUGGUUUUUCAUGUGUGUAAUCUCCAAUUAAAGAACAUAUUUUUGGGUUGCAAGCUCCAAAUUGCUUGGUUAAUCAUGCAACCUGUAUUAGCUCUACAGAAAAUGUCUUGUCUCAUAUUAGUAUGCAUUUAGUAUGUUCACAGAUACUUGCUGUUUUAUUAUCUUUGCUUUCUAAUAUGAUUUUCAAAAUGUUGUUGACAAUAAAACGUUGAAAAAACAA